Molecule: messenger RNA, 1323 nt
Organism: Xyrauchen texanus (razorback sucker)
Lineage: Eukaryota; Metazoa; Chordata; Actinopteri; Cypriniformes; Catostomidae
Exons: 1
Coding region: 409-1020 (203 amino acids)
Source: RefSeq, a predicted model, not a curated record
AGACUGACAGUUAGCAAGAGGACUGAAGACGUAGUUUGUUGGCGCUUAACCAAGUAAAACAAACUACAAACACAUUUUACCAUUCUUAAUACAUUUAGACAUCAAUUUUGCUUUUAAAACUAGACAAAACACCAACUGAAGAAAAAAAAAGCUUAGGAGGGGGUGUGACUGGUCUCAAAUCAGAGCCAGACGCGCGUCAAACUGCCUUUAAAGAGGGCACUGCGCCAGGCUAUGUGCCAUCGAAAGCCAGUGACCAAGAAAAAAUCGGAAAAGAUCGUAAAAAGGUAGACGACCGAGGGGGUACAUCGUGUAAAGAGAGGCACGAGUAACCAAACCCUAAAGAAGCAGUCUUUGUUGCCUUCAUAUUAUGUGAGAGCGCACUAUUUGAUUCUCUACGACGCGGAGAAAAUGUGCGGAAGGGGCAUGAUAUGCCACUGGGAGGUCUGUGGCGACAGACACUCCAUCAAGGAAACGGAAAAGGUGAAGAAGGAGUCGAGUAGAAGCAAAGGGAGCGGUAAACACAGAUGGCACAAAUGGGGAAGGAGGCACGCAAGAAGAGCGCACUGUCCAGAAAUGUGCAAAACUCGCGCAAGACUGUCGCGCGCGCCUGGCACGAUGGUUACGUUGCGCCCUGCCAACAUUCAGGGCAACCGAGCGCCUGGCAUGAGGGCGCCGAGGAACACCAAUCAAUUCCUCAUGCAUGAAAAAUACCAGAUGAUGCAUAUGCGAUCGGACUCGGUGGGCAUCGACAGCGGGUCCGACUGCGAAAUGGACUUUGCGGACAUGGACUCGUACCUUGGUGUGCUUGAGAACGCUAGAGGCGCACUUUUGGACGGUCCAGAACUGCCGCCCACAUUUUACGCACGACAGUUGAGCCAAUGCCAGCAGUUUUCAUUCUUCAACUUCGACCAAGAAGAAAGCAUGCAGUAUUUCCCAUCCGAAGCUGACAUGAUACAAAGUGAAGAUUUCAUGCAAAGGGACUUCAAACAGUUUUGUGACACCGUGGCACCUUGUAUUUAGACACCUGCCACUAGGUAACAUGCUUACAUCAUCAAUUUGCUCAUGCAUGAACUGGUUGUGAUUUUCAGAACAAAAUCUGCUGAUUGCAAUGUCAAGGCAUUUGUUUGUUUGUUUGUUAAUUCUGUAUAAUGUGCUGCUACGGUCGAUCUGUUAUGGGUGGAAAAUGAGAGGAGCCAAAGUGGGAGUGAGACCGGCCAUCCAAUCACGAUCGAGAUAAUUUGAUCACUCAUGACAAAAAUACACUUGCAGUGUGCACUGCAAAACUAUCCCAUGUGACCGUAUUUCAUAAUAAAUCAACACUUU